AUGCAUAGCACAGAAGAUGGUUCGAUUAGUCAAAAUGAAUGGGAUGGUUACUAUUUAAAUUUUCCUGGACACCGGUAUAACAUCAUGACAAUCAAUAUUGCUGAAUGCUUAAAUGGAAUAUUGAGGGAUGUUCAAAACUUACCUAUUGCAAAGUUGAUGGAUCAUCUGCAGGAUAGGGCUAGAGUCAUGACUAUGGAGCCUAUUAGUAUAAAUACUUUUCUUGUGAAAGACGGUGAUGUUGGAGGACAAGUGGAUUUGGCCAGCAGGACUUGCUCCUGUAGAUUUUUUGAUCUUGACCAGAUAACUUGCGUCCAUGCAUUUGCAGCAUGUAAAGUUAGGAAAUUACCAACAAUUUCCUUGUGGUCGCCUUAUUACCGUACUGAUAUGUUUCUACUGGCAUACGCAGAACCAAUCAACCCUAUUUUGAGCACAGACACUAAUGUGUUGAUUGAGGAAGUGAGAGUUCUGCUACCACCAGCAACCAGGAGAAAAAGUGGGAGACCAAGGAAACGUUGA
Messenger RNA from Tripterygium wilfordii, 516 nucleotides. RefSeq lists its product as uncharacterized. The record is from RefSeq and is a predicted model, not a curated record. NCBI's taxonomy places the organism in Eukaryota, Viridiplantae, Streptophyta, Magnoliopsida, Celastrales, Celastraceae. Bases 1 to 516 code for a protein of 171 amino acids. Gene Ontology annotation, molecular function: zinc ion binding. The transcript has 3 exons.